GGAAGCAGUGGUUUCUGCAACACAAGCGUCUAUUUCCAACUGAAUACCGAGGAAUAAGUUGAGCAUUUUCAACGAAACAAAGAUGAUGCGAAGACCCCGAUCAACAACUGCCAAAGUUGUGGAGAAGAGAGAUAUGGACUCUGACUUGUCCUUUUCCCAGACAGCGAGUAGCGAUGAGGACAAUGAGGAGUGGAAGCCUCCAGAGCCAAAGCCAAAAGCCUCCAGCAAGACUGCAAAAGCCCCUGCAGACGGGGAGAAGAAAGCAGCCGCCAAGAAAGCUGCUAAACCAAAGGAGCCAAAAGCACCCAAACAACCAAAAGCUCCCAAAGUUCCUAAACCAAGGGCACCACGAAAACCAGCAGCAGAGCGAAAAACACAGGCCCUAAAAGUUGCAAAGGAUCGUGGUGCAUCUGGGUUGGCUGGAGCAAAGAGGAAAAACAUUGAUGAAGGCAAAAAUGAUGAUAAGGCAGGAGAAGAUGAAGGAGAAGAACAAACAGACGGUCCAGUGGGAGAAAAGGCAGAUCAUGGGCCAAGUAUCGGAAUGAAGGAGGAGAGGGUGUCAUUUAUCGUGUCAGAAGCUCAUCGGGCAGACACGUGGACAGGUGAAGGGACGUCACUAGCUGGGGUUCGAGCAAAGAAAGAGGAAGUGGAGGAGGAUUAUACGUUUGAUGAGCCCUGCCUAAAGAAACAGAAGACCAGUGGUGCCUGCUUUGGACAAUCAACUGCCUUAAAAUCAUCAGAAGCUAUGAGGAAUGAACUCAAUAUGAAUUGGGACUUAAUGGAGCUUCUGUCCACCCUGACAUGUGUAGAGAAAUGGGUGUGUGCAAACAUCAUCGGACUGCUUCGUGAGGAGAACACCGUGCCGUUCAUGGUGCGCUACCGCAAAGAGAUGAUUAACCACAUGGACGCUGAUGCUGUCCGAGACGUCCAACUGGUGUAUGAAGAGAUAUGCUCUCUAGCCAAGAAGACCCAGUCUGUGAUCCAGACUCUAAAGAAGGACGGUGUUUUGACAGCUGAACUGGAACAAGACCUAAGAAGCUGCCGAUCAGCUGAUGAACUGGAUCAUGUGUACUCUCCCUAUAAGAAAGGCAGUAAGCUGACGAAGGCUCGCAGGGCCAAAGCGCUCGGCCUUGAGGCCGCCGCCUCUGCACUCUUGGACACACCGCACACUUUGGAUUUAAGGCAGUGGGUAAAACCUGGCACUGAGGGUCUGUCAUCGGUGGAGGAAGUGGCUACAGGUGUGGAGCAUAUCUUGGCUGAUAUGAUAGCCAAAGACCCUGAGACACUGACCUACGUGAAAACAUUGUGUGAGAACAGCUUUGUGACCAUCCAGUCCUCUGUGUCCAAGUCGGCACUUAAGGAAAAAGAGCAGAAGUCUGAACAAGGUCACAAAAAACCAGGCGCCCAACAAAACAAAAACAAGGACAUUGACAAGUUUCACCUCUACGUUGACUUCACCUGCAACAUCCACCGCAUCCAGCCCCAUCAGACAUUGGCUAUUAACCGAGGGGAGAGUCUGAAGAUUUUGACAGUGAAGGUGAACAUUCCCGACAGGGUGAGGAGUGACUUCACAAGGUGGUGCAUCAACAACAGGUGGAGGCCGAAGACGUUUGCAAAAGAAGAGCUUCGUGCAAUCAUCAAGAAUGCAGUAGAGGACUCUUAUAAAAGGCUUAUUCUGCCUUUUCUCACCAGGAGUUACAGGACUAAGCUAACAAGUGCAGCAGAGAAGGAGUCGAUCGCCAUGUUUGUGCGGAAUCUCCGUCAGCGACUGCUGGUGUGUCCCGUCAGAGGCUGUGUCAUCAUGGGGGUGGACCCUGGCUUCAGACAUGGCUGUAAACUGGCAAUUCUCUCCCCCACGAGUCAGAUUCUCCAUACUGACGUUGUGUACCUGCAUAAUGCAAACCAGCAAAAAGAAGCAGAAAAACUGUGCCACCUUAUGAUCAAGUACAGCUGUGUCAGGGUUGUCAUUGGCAACGGGACGGCGUGUCGUGAGACUGAGUCUGUCUUUGCUGACCUCAUCUCUAGGCGCCGUUUUCACCCCCUGGACGUCUCCUACUGUAUAACCAAUGAAGCCGGAGCAUCCAUCUACAGUGUGAGUCCUGAGGCGGUCAAAGAGAUGCCAGACAUGGACCCCAACCUUAGGAGUGCAGUUUCCAUUGGAAGACGUGUCCAAGAUCCCCUGGCUGAGCUCGUGAAGAUUGAUCCCAAACACAUAGGCAUUGGAACGUACCAGCAUGAUGUGUCAGCCGGCGCUCUGAAGGCAGCGUUGGAUGGCGUGGUGCAAGAAUGUGUGAGCUUCGUCGGGGUGGACAUCAACAUCUGCUCAGAGACACUGAUGAGGCAUGUGGCAGGCCUCAAUGCAGGCAGGGCGCGGAGUAUUGCAGAGUGGAGAGAGCAGAAUGGCCCCUUCAUCAACAGAGAGCAACUCAAACUGGUCAAAGGCAUGGGGCCCAAGACCUACCAGCAGUGUGCCGGCUUCAUAAGAAUCAACCCUCAAACGCUACACAGUGCCUCACCUCAGCCUGCACCAGAGAAACCAGCAGCCAAGAAGGGGAAGGGAAAGACUGGCAUCAACAUACCAACCUCAUUUAACCCCCUGGACCAGACCUGCAUACACCCAGAGUCCUACCAUGUGGCACAAAGGUUUCUGACUCUUGUGGGUGGCAGUGCAGACCAGAUUGGGAGUGCAGGCCUGCAACAGUGUGUGGAGAGCAAGGUUAGGACCAGCAGUGUCGAGGAACUGGCCAGGACAGUGGACACCACACCCGAGACCCUUAAACUCAUCAUAGACGGCCUCACGCAGCCUCCUGGGUUUGACAUAAGACAAAAUUUUGGGCAGGCGGACUUUAAGCGGGGCAUUGUGUCGAUGAGUGAUCUACGGGUGGGUGCGGUGCUGACAGGCCGGGUGGACAACACAACAUUGUUCGGGGCUUUUGUAGAUAUCGGCGUGGGCCGUGCGGGCCUCAUCCACAAGAGCAACAUCACACUGGACAAACUGCCUGUCAGUCAGCGCCGUCGCAGCCUGGCGUUGGGACCUGGGGAACGGGUGGAGGUCCGGGUCCUGAAUGUGGACCUUCAAAGGGGACGGAUCGGGCUGGACCUGAUCAGGGUCCUGCAAUAGAGUUACUUCAUUCCCUUAAAUAAUAUUCUAUAAGUGAACUGGAUUUAAGACAGGAAAAUACACAAAAAAUGUAUUUCAGGAUGUUUACAGUGAUUGUAGAUGAGAACUGACGGUUAUAAGCAGAGCUCAACAGGCAACCUGAUAAGACUUGCCCUUAACUCUGUGAUUGUAGUUACACACAUUCAACAAAUGUUGGCAUUAUUUGCAAUGGCUUGCAAUUUUCAAGUACAGUUUAAGUUAAAAGAGAGAUUCUUAGUUUUAAAAUAAUGCAGCUCAGAACAGCUGUUACAAGUCCACUGAAAUCACGCCGAACUUUCUCACUGCCAUGUUACUGGCUGGGAGGCUUUCUUUCUACAACGUGAAAUAAAUCUGCAUGCUGUAGCUCUCAAAUGUGCAAUUUAUUGACGCUUCAACAACUGACAGCUCAAGCUCUUCCUCAGACUUGAGGAUGUUUUGGGCUCACACUUGAGGAAAAGUGUGAACUCAAAAAUGUGGAUGUGUCAAUAGAUUGCACAUUGACUGCUAUUGUAUUUGUCCAGCUCCUGCCUGAUAUAGUUUUUGGAGCGUGGGUACAGCUACUAUGCUUUUAAGGGGAGACUCUCUUUCCCCUGAAGUCAUUUUCUCAGGUAGUUCUUACUCUCAGCCUGUUUACGCCUUCUGUGUGUCGUUGGGAAUGGUACUUUGCAUCUAAACCUAGUUGCCUAAUUCAGGCAAAAAUCUCAAUUUUUGACCAUCAAUUUUAUGACUAGCUCUCCGCUCACACUGCCAUCUACUGGUCAUAAGAGAGGAUGGCUAGACUUAAUGAGAGGGAACCUACUAUAACUUCAUACUUGAGCUGCAGUUGUUAAUUUUUUCUUGGAAUAUAAUAUUACUUAAAUAUUGUUUACAUACUUAAAUAAAUUCAAAUCUCUCAA
This is a messenger RNA of Plectropomus leopardus (leopard coralgrouper), 4035 nucleotides long. RefSeq names its product S1 RNA binding domain 1 (gene srbd1). Gene Ontology annotation, biological process: translation; nucleobase-containing compound metabolic process. Lineage: Eukaryota; Metazoa; Chordata; Actinopteri; Perciformes; Serranidae. The record is from RefSeq and is a predicted model, not a curated record. Gene Ontology annotation, molecular function: mRNA binding; structural constituent of ribosome.